Eimeria tenella is the source of this 672-nucleotide messenger RNA. RefSeq lists its product as uncharacterized. The annotation marks the transcript as partial. The transcript has 3 exons. NCBI's taxonomy places the organism in Eukaryota, Apicomplexa, Conoidasida, Eucoccidiorida, Eimeriidae. The record is from RefSeq and is a predicted model, not a curated record.
UUCACGUUUACGGACGAAGACGUGGAGGAGAUUCUGGAGGAGCGGCAGCAGCGGGGCGAGGUGUCUGUACACCGCAGGGGCGCGCUGCUGAAGCACGUGGCUGCGCUGAAGCAUCAAAUAAAUUCCAUUUUAGAAAGUUUGUCUUCUUCCAGAACAGCGAGCAGCAGGAGACAGGAGCUGAAGGAGACACUUGCGCUGCUGCUGCAGCAAAAGGAGACAGCGGAGGCCGAGCUGCUGCGCGAGCGCGUCAGCAACCCCCCCGUCUCCUUCCUCAAGGCCCCUGCUGCAGCAGCAAAGGACUUCGACAAAAACAAAUCCAACAAACUUGCUGCGGCCCACAAGCCGCAGCCUGCUGCUGCUCCCCUGCACAGAGCAGCAGACCACCCAGCUGCUGCUGCUGGCGGUUCUGCUGCUGCUUUUUUAGCUGCUGCUCUUGGGUCAACUCAGGAGCAGCAGCAGGCCCUCGUGACUCCCUACCUCGAGCUGCGGGGGCGGGGCGCGGAGCUGGCCGCGCGCAUGCAGCAAGUGUCUCCUUCUGCUGCUGUCUCCUUCGCGCCUUUGUUGAUUCCGGACACCAGUCCAGUGCAGCUGCCUCUGGAUUGUCUCUGCAUUUCUCUCGAGGAGUACAAGAGACAAGUCGCCCAGCUAGCCAGCAUGCAGCUAGCUGGCUAG